Molecule: messenger RNA, 1512 nt
Organism: Anopheles aquasalis
Lineage: Eukaryota; Metazoa; Arthropoda; Insecta; Diptera; Culicidae
Source: RefSeq, a predicted model, not a curated record
GCCUUCUUUAGGUGCUUUUUAGGUGCUGUCUGUUGAUUGGGUAUGUGCUCAGUUCUGACAAAGGUGCUCAGUUCAUUUAUGUACGGAUAUAAACAACGGAACGCGCGCGUGAAACUGAACGCAACCGACUAAUUUGUGCGAAAAAUUACGGACCCUUUGGCUUGUUGCAGGGAUCGUGCUGAAGCUCGGUCGGUGUUUCUCUGCAAUCCCGGAUGAACGCAUUGCUCGAACCGGCACAUCUGCAAUCCCGGAACCGCGGAAACCGGCAAGCGAUAGGCACAGCGAAAUGCGGUUAAGCGAAAGGAAUACAAUUCGGACGAAGUAAACGGUAUUCUACUACCCAGCACAUAGUCCUGGUACAGCUGCAAGUUUACGAGAAUACGGGUUUUUAUUGAAAAAUCAUCACUAUCACACUUGUUUGGCAUAGCAACGCUUGGAUGAUGGGGCUCAGCGACACACAUAAAAGCAAACCAACCACGCACGCCGAGCUCACACAACACCACCCCGACACACUGGACGGUGCGUCGUCGACGGUGCGCGAGAGGCGAAGAGGUAAACCGAAAGCAACCAUUAGAAAGCUAGCCGCCAGAUCGGAGGAUCCUGGCCGCAAACUAUCGUUCCCGUACUGCCGCCUGUUGGCGAGCAUCAUCACACUGUGCGUCGCUUCCGGCAGCGUGGCAUUGCUGCUGUGCUCUCCGGCACUGCGCCAGGAACUGGUGGACAAUUAUCACGAAGCGUUCGAUCGGCUAACGAGCGAAUCGAGCAAACUGUGCAGCGACCGGCAGGCAACCGAUUUCGGCGCAAUGUCUACCGUGCUCGGGGAGGCGCUGGUCGGGCAGACCGAGGCGCACCGGGCGAUACGGCGCUGGUUCCAGCAGAAACAUACCGAUCCCUGCCGGUUCCUGGUGCUCCAGGGUAGCACCGGCACCGGCAAAAGCCUCGCCGCGAGUGUCAUCGUGCACCAGUACCCUUGGCCGGAGAAAGUGUUCCAUGUGAUGUGGAGGGAGCAAAGCUCAGCGGACGCCCAGUACGCCGCCUUCCAGUCAACCCUGGCCGAGAUGCGCCAGCAGGUGUUCUGGCACGGCAUCUGCGGGGACUAUCUGCUGGUGGUGGAUCAUUUGGGUGCCGGAGACGUGAAGCUGCUGGUGGAUGUUAGCGAACAGCUGCGUACCGCUGCCGAGCGGCUACGGAUCAAGCUGAAUGUGCUGCUAGCGUUUCGCGGUUCGCCCGUAAACCAGCCGGACACUAGCCAAUCGAUCGAGCAAGUGAUACCGAACGUGGAGAUUGUAAGGUUUAGCGCACUCGGAAGCGAUCAGCUGAACGACUGUAUACGGCGCGAAGGAAUGCGUUUGGGUUUUGCCGGGCAGCAAUUGGAAGAGGCUGUCGCCACCGUGGCCAAACAAAUUGAUGUCGUGCGGUACGGUUGUAAGCCGGUGAGGGCCAAAUUGAACCUAGCGUUGCCCAGUCUAGCGGGUGCGAUAGCGUAAUGGUUUUGUGCAAUAAAGACAUCAA